UUGUUGAUUUUGUGGUUCAUAUUUUACCCACACUUGGCGCUGAAGUGUCAAAUUUCGAGUUUCUUUAUAUAAAAUAAUAAAUGACAGAACUAUUUUUUAUCAUUGUGAACUCGAUUAAAAUUUUUGUAAAUCAUGUAAAAUAAUUGUGGUUAUUUCUAUUUUUUUUAAAAGGAAAGUUGUUAGUUUAUUAAUUACAUACGUAUUCGCAUUCAUUUAUAAUCUGUCAUCAUGGUUGCAAUGUUAUAUUAUAUUAAGUUUACAGUAGUAUGUUGCAUUAUGUUAUUGUUUACAAUAAGUAUAUUUGUCACUUUUACGAAUAUAAAAAUUAUUGUUAAUAAUUCGCCCACGCCAAUUGUUAUCUGGCAUGGUAUGGGUGAUAGUUGUUAUGCUCCUGGUAUCAAUUCUAUUAAACAAUUAUUAGAAGACAAAAUAUCUGGAGUUUAUGUCAAAUGCAUACAUAAAGGAAAUAAUAUAUUUGUGGAUAUAGAAAAAAGUUAUUUGGGAAAUAUUAAUAAUGAUGUAGAGGUAGUAUGCAAAGAAAUAGAAAUGGAUGUAAACUUGCAGAAUGGUUACAAUGCAAUUGGUUUAUCCCAGGGUGCACAAUUUUUACGUGCUGUAGCUGAAAGAUGUACAACUCCACUAAUGUUAAAUCUAAUAUCUUUUGGUGGUCAACAUCAAGGUGUUUUUGGAUUACCACAUUGUAUUGCUAUAAAUAACGAAAUGUGCAAUUUUUUUAGACAGCUACUUAGUUCAGCAGCAUAUACUAAUUUUGUCCAAGAAAGUAUAAUCCAAGCAGGGUAUUGGCAUGAUUCUACAAAAACAGACGAGUAUAAAAAUAAAAGUCGUUUUCUAGCAGAUAUUAAUAAUGAAUUAAAUAUAAAUGAGACAUAUAAAAGUAAUCUUAAAAAAUUAAAAUCUUUAGUUCUGGUAAUGUUUGAAAAUGAUACUAUUGUACAGCCUAAAGAAACAGGAUGGUUUGGAUUUUAUAAAUCUGGCCAAAGCGUAGAAUUGGAAAGCUUACAGGAAUCUAGUUUAUACAAAGAGGAUCGUCUGGGAUUGCAAGAAAUGGAUAAAUUAGGCAAAAUACAUUUUAUUUCUCUUGAAGGCGAUCAUUUACAAUUUACAGAAGAAUGGUUCGUGAAAGACAUUGUGGACAAGUUUCUUAAAUAAGAAUAAUUAAUAGAAUUGUAAUAAUAAUUUUUAUAUACAUGAAAUUUUAUUGGAUGAUAUUAUGAUGUGAUAUUUAUAUAUAUACAAUAAUGCAAUAAUUGUUAUUGUUAUUAAAAAUUGUAACAAACUUGUAAAUAUAAAAUUAUUUUAAUCACUUU
Messenger RNA from Polistes canadensis, 1328 nucleotides. It is a transcript of the gene Ppt1, whose product is annotated as palmitoyl-protein thioesterase 1. Gene Ontology annotation, molecular function: palmitoyl-(protein) hydrolase activity. The coding region runs from base 229 to 1170 and encodes 313 amino acids. Gene Ontology annotation, biological process: protein depalmitoylation; receptor-mediated endocytosis. The transcript is spliced from 7 exons. The record is from RefSeq and is a predicted model, not a curated record. NCBI's taxonomy places the organism in Eukaryota, Metazoa, Arthropoda, Insecta, Hymenoptera, Vespidae. Gene Ontology annotation, cellular component: lysosome.